AUGUCGUACUUUACAUCUACUGAUGAGUCGGACAUGGAAAGUCAGGGAUCUGACUAUUCCUUUUCCAAACGCCAUCGUAAAGGUCGAAAGUAUGGACAAGUUAUUGAUUCUGAUGCAACCAACGCUAACGACAUUUUAAACAUUUUACGCUCUAGAAUUGCCUUUCUAUCAGGAGGAGUUGACAAACGAGGUGGACCAGUUAUAACCUUUCCAGCGCAAGCAAGAACGCAGCAGGAGAUCUCUAUUACCGAAUUAACAUCAACUAUUUUAUAUCUAUCUAAAAUUCCAAGUGACGAUUCAAGGCGUCAUGGAUUUACAGUCAUUAUUGAUGUACGUGGUAGAACAAGCAAGUUAUUAAAGCCUAUCCUUCGAUCCUUACAGUUUACCGAUAGUCGCAAUAACAAAGUAAUAUUAGUUGCGAUUGGCAGGAAAUCAUUUUAUCGUAUAGCUAAUGCCUUAACUGAACUGAUUAUGUAG
Messenger RNA from Trichoplax adhaerens, 477 nucleotides. RefSeq lists its product as uncharacterized. Gene Ontology annotation, biological process: axon guidance. The transcript is spliced from 5 exons. NCBI's taxonomy places the organism in Eukaryota, Metazoa, Placozoa, Uniplacotomia, Trichoplacea, Trichoplacidae. The coding region runs from base 1 to 477 and encodes 158 amino acids. Gene Ontology annotation, cellular component: cytoplasm. Gene Ontology annotation, molecular function: guanyl-nucleotide exchange factor activity. The record is from RefSeq and is a predicted model, not a curated record.